AUGAAGAUUAACAAAGGCCUCAGGGCUCAUGAUAACACUGAAGAGGAGGAGGAGGAGGAAGAAGCCGAGGCGCGUGACGAAGAGGAGCCGGGGCCGUGUUUUCUGCGGCUACAGCCAUCUCCUCCAUCGACCUCCCUGACGCCGCAGCAGUGCAUGAUGGGAGUGCACAUGUCGGAGGCGGGAGGCAGAGACACAUGUCGCCCGAGCGGCCUGUCGCGCUCCACUGGGACACCUCCCUCACAGAGCACACCUCCCUCACAGAGGACACCUCCCUCACAGAGCACACCUCCCUCACAGAGGACACCUCCCUCACAGAGCACACCUCCCUCACAGAGGACACCUCCCUCACAGAGCACACCUCCCUCACAGAGCACACCUCCCUCACAGAGCACACCUCCCUCACAGAGGACACCUCCCUCACAGAGCACACCUCCCUCACAGAGCACACCUCCCUCACAGAGCACACCUCCCUCACAGAGGACACCUCCCUGA
Messenger RNA from Knipowitschia caucasica, 492 nucleotides. Lineage: Eukaryota; Metazoa; Chordata; Actinopteri; Gobiiformes; Gobiidae. The record is from the annotation of a GenBank genome assembly.